Molecule: messenger RNA, 2238 nt
Organism: Nakaseomyces glabratus
Lineage: Eukaryota; Fungi; Ascomycota; Saccharomycetes; Saccharomycetales; Saccharomycetaceae
Gene: GYP7
Product: GTPase-activating protein GYP7
Biological process (GO): activation of GTPase activity
Molecular function (GO): GTPase activator activity
Source: RefSeq, a predicted model, not a curated record
AUGUCUAUUGAGCUACUAUUUUGCAAGUCUCAAGUGUAUAUUCAUCCGACAAAGAAUUUGCAAGACAAUGUCUCCGGUUAUCUUUUAAUUACCCAUCAGAGUAAUAGCGAAACUAUAACAAGUUCAACGAUCUCUUGGAUACCAGAGAACAGCCUUAAUGAGGAAGACAUAAAUUUCCUAAACAACGCCGAAACGAGAAAUAUCAAUGAGAAAAUAUUACGAUUACCAGUUAGCAGCAGAAAACUAAACACACUUCUGGGAAGCGGGUCUUUCCUGAGUUCAAAUUGGCAAUUUACUAUACCUGUAUUAUCUUUAUACUCAGUUCAAUUCAAAUUACCAAACACAUGGUGGUACGGGUCGUGUAUAUUGUACUCAAAAUCACCAAGAGAGACUGAAUCCAUCCCAGUCUUGUACUUCCAUGAUGAUCUAUGCCCAUCUACCAUCUCGAAGCAAAAAGAACUCAACAGGUCAUUUGACCCAUUCAACAACUCUAAUGAAAUGUACUGGGGUGGACAAGACUUUAAGGAUGCAUUAGGCUCAAUAGUCGAGUUGAAGAGGGUGGAAUCCGAACCAACAUUUUGGCUAGUUAAUGCUACUCUGGAAGAUUUGAGAAACUUUUCGUCUGCGAAUUUGAAAUCCAGUGAAGAGAAGCCUUCAAGUUCGAAAGAUGAUGGUGUUACUAAAUUGAAGGAAGAUGCUUGGCAGAAAUGGGAGUCCACUAAAUGGUCGCUCAUGUCGCAGUUUGCUGACAUCACUGCUAAGACAGGCUCAUUUGUAGGGAGUCUCAUAAAAAAGCAUCCAGUAGUUCAAUUGGUAGAACGGAAUAAAAAUAAUUAUUACGUACAGAAAAUGUUGAAGAACCCCAAAGUAGUUGAGAUUCAAGAUGAUUUUGACUCUGCUAAGAUUUAUUUAGCUAAAUGGGCAUUAAGUGUUAAGGAAGAAGCUGAGAGAUACCAAGAAGGAUCGUAUGACAAUCCCUACAGGAGAAUAUUGGUAAGCGAGUUUGGACUGACCGGAAAUGAAGAUGUUUCGUUCACUGAGGAAGAACUGAACAGGGCAAUGGAAAGAAAUCACCCAAUGACAAAGCAGAAAUGGAAUUCCUUAUUCGAUAGUGAGGGACGACUUACCGUUACAGUUAACGAGGUAAAGGAUUAUAUCUUCCACGGUGGUUUGGCUGACGACGCUACUAGAAAAGAAGUCUGGCCAUUUUUAUUGGGUGUUUACCCAUGGGAUUCUUCAGAGGAUGAAAGGAAACAACUGAGAAAAGCUCUUCAUGAUGAAUAUAUGGAGUUGAAACAAAAAUGGGUUGACCGAGAAGUAAAUCUGGAUAAUGAUGAGGAAGAAUACUGGAAGGAUCAAUUAUUCAGGAUAGAAAAAGAUGUCAAGAGGAAUGACCGGAAUAUCGAUAUUUAUAAAUACAAUACUUCAGACAACUUACCAUUCCCUGAAGAUACUGCGCCAACCACCGACGAUGAUGAUAGUAUAAAAAAUCCUAAUUUAAAGAAGUUAGCAGAUAUUCUAACUACUUACAACAUCUUUAAUCCCAACCUUGGCUAUGUACAGGGUAUGACGGAUUUACUAUCACCAUUGUACUACAUUAUCCGUGAUGAGGAGACUACUUUUUGGUGCUUCACCAACUUCAUGGAAAGAAUGGAAAGAAAUUUUUUAAGAGAUCAAUCUGGUAUAAGAGAUCAAAUGCUGGCAUUGACUGAUUUGUGCCAGUUGAUGCUCCCAAGAUUAAGUGCACAUUUACAAAAGUGUGAUUCAUCGGAUUUGUUUUUCUGUUUUAGGAUGCUUUUGGUAUGGUUCAAAAGAGAAUUUAAUUACGACGAUAUAUUCAAUAUUUGGGAGGUGUUUUUCACCGAUUUUUAUUCUUCUCAAUACCAAUUAUUCUUUAUGCUUGCUAUACUUCAGAAGAAUAGUUCACCAAUUGUUAACAAUUUACAAACUUUUGAUCAGGUAAUAAAGUAUUUUAAUGAUCUUAAUAGUAAGAUGAACUGGAGAGAUUUAAUGGUAAGAUCUGAACUAUUGUUUAUACAGUUCCAUAAAACAGCGGAUCUACUCGCUAGGCGUCAAGAACAACUUAUCCCAGAAAAUUCUGGACACGAUACGAGUGAUAUUGAAGGAGGUACGGAGCCAAAAACCCAGAGCUAUAUCAGUGAGCAUCUCCAAACACUUUUAUCCAAGGAAGUUAUAAUACAGAAAGAAAACACAAGGACAAAAGAUUCGAUAAAAUAA